Salvia hispanica is the source of this 3807-nucleotide messenger RNA. Its product is annotated as portal protein. Lineage: Eukaryota; Viridiplantae; Streptophyta; Magnoliopsida; Lamiales; Lamiaceae. The record is from RefSeq and is a predicted model, not a curated record.
CUCCACCGACGACGCGCUCUCUCUAUCAUUUCUCUCUCUCUCUCUGAAUUCACAUUCUUCUGGAAAUACCCAUUUGUCAGUAAUCAGAAAAAACUCCUCAAAUCACCAAACCUUCUCACCCACCCACUGAGUGUGAGAAGUUGAAAUUCUCCGGCAAUGUUUACCGAAGGGCUUGAUGAAAGCGCCAUUGACUGGAUCAAGAAGGGAUCGGGUUCUGAACAGUAUCCAUCUCGAUCGCCGUUGUCUGAGAGGAUUGAUACAAAAUUCCAUCUCCCUAGGUCGCCAUUAGCUUACAAUUCGAGCAGUUAUGCUUCCUCCCAUGUUUUGCCUCCGUUGAAAUUUCAUUCUGGAUUGGUGAAACCCCUGAGUUCGGUGAAUUUAAGUGUCGAGAGUAACGAGGAUGAGUCCGAUUAUUACAAUGAUGACAACGAUGAUGAGGGCGAGAGCGUGGGCUCUGCUCCACACGGGAAUAACUCGGAUGAUGAUGCGGUGGAUGGGCCGGUGAUUAGGGGGUUUGAAGAGGAAAUGUUCCACUUCAGUGCUGGAAACAGGUUGAAUGGUGGUAAGCAUAAGUCUACUAUUAAGAGAGGGCAGUUGCAAGAGGAUCUUCGGGUUGAAGUUCCGGGGGGUGUGAGGAGAUUCACGGAUGGGGAAUGGGGUUCGAGGGGAUAUGGUCCGAGCAGUGCAGUUUCGGCUGGAAGUUGCCGGUUGAAUGAUAGAAAGGAUACUAACAGUGCUUAUGGUACUCCCAUUGGCAGAUUGAGUGAAAAUGUUGAUCUUGGUACUCCUAGUGCACCACCCUUCAUGGAUAUUGGGCAUGCUCAUGACUGUGAGACCGGAAGCGAGAAAAGCAUUGAUGGCCAAUGCCAAGAACUGCAGCAGGGUAUUUGUGGUGAUAAAGGAUUUGCAGAGGAAAGUAACAAAUCAGUGAAGACGGAAGCGGACCACAGGGAUAGCAAAAAAUUACUUGGGGAAAAUGAACAUCCGGUUCCUGUCUGGCAGGCAAAUUCCGUUAACCACAUACCAUACUACUGUGCCAGCAGUCAAAAUGCAUAUCAAGCACUUGUUGCUUAUGAUGCCUGUGUUCGUUUAUGUCUAAAUUCAUGGGCGAGAGGUUGUGCUGAGGCACCAGAAUUUCUGCGAGAUGAGUGCCUGCUUCUUCGCAAUGCUUUUGGACUACACAAACUCUUGCUUCAACCUCGAGGCGUACAGCACGCAGACAUGAACGAGAAGACCACCGAACAAGCAAUGGCCUCAAAAGUCAAGCGGACAGUUGGGAAGAUUUGUGUGGAAGUGAAAAAGCUCCGUAUAAUUCCGAGAAGAAAGUUAAAGAACACAAAAUCAAUGAGAACUGCUAUUUACUUGCAAGCUGGAGCUGAGUAUGUCCGUCAUGUUUCCUCAAUCGUAAAACACAGAAUCAACACACUUAAAUUCAGCCCCUUGUCGUUUCCAUCUGAAGAAACAUUAUCGUGUGUGAUUCAACUAAAGAGUUCUGCUGAAGAGAAUGAAGCUGAAGCAGGUUCUGCCAUCUCACUUCGGCCCGGAGGUGGUGAAUAUCAUGAAUUUUUUCCCGAGAGCCAAGGGGAUGCACUUUUACUCGAAGUUCAAGAUGUAAUGAAAAAUGUUCAAGGCUGCGCUACAAUUCCGAUUUCUUCGCUGUCUGAUAAUCCUAAUGAAAGAGUUCGGUGGUGGCCAAUCUAUCACAGUGAUCAAGAAUGUGUCGGUAAGGUCUUGCUCUCCAUUGGAAGCACAUUUACAAGUGACGAGACAGUGCUUAUGAAGAGUGGAUCUAUUGUGGAGACCCUAGCAUAUGAUCUGCUGCUGGAGGCUGCCAUGCGCGCUCAACAGUUUCAUGCACGGAAUUUACGCAUAAAUGGGCCUUGGAAGUGGAUCCUGGCAGAAUUCUCGGAAUAUUAUGGAGUGUCCGACUCAUAUACUAAACUGAGAUACCUCUCGUAUGUCAUGAAUGUUGCCACUCCUACGAAAGAUUGCUUAGAGGUUUUGCAUGAGUUGCUCGUCCCAGUCCUGAAGGCACGAAGCGACAGAAAUUUAACAAGACAAGAGAAAAGCAUCUUAUUGGAUUGUGAGACACAAGUCGAAAGGCUCUUGGCUACGGCCUUCCAGAAUUACAAGUCACUCGAUGAUAAUUCUCCAACCGGCUUAGCAGAUGCUUCGGCUCCAGCAUCUGAAACUGCAUCGCCGGCACUAGCUCCUGCUGUGCAACUUUAUACCUUGCUACAUGACAUACUUGCUCAAGAUGCUCAGACUACGAUGCGAAACUAUCUAAAGACUGCAGCAACGAAAAGAUGCCGUAGACACAUGCUGGAGACUGAUGAGUUUGUGUCGGGCAACUCAGAGGGUUUUGUUAUGGACUCAGAUACGAUCACCAAAGCUUAUUCGAAGAUGAAGAAUCUUUGCAUUAACAUUAGCAAUGAAAUCCAGACUGAUCUUAAAAUCCAUAAUCUGCAUAUAUUUCCCAGUUCGAUAGAAUUGUCUGCCAUAACCGCAGCAGUUUACAGCACUGAGUUGAGCAAGAGACUGGGAUGCUUCCUUGCUAUGUGGCCCCCAUCAAGUCCCCUGCCGCAUGUGAAUGACCUCUUGAUAGCUAUGUCGGACUUUGAGAGAAAUCUCGAAUCAUGGAAUAUCAGCAUUGUCGAAGGUGGCGUUGACUCCAGAAACUUGUACCACGGUUACAUCAUGGUUUGGAUACAAGAUUUACAACUUACGUUGCUCGAUCUUUGCAAAGCAGAAAAGGUUCCAUGGGGAGUAUUUACCAAAUACUCAACGUCUCCUUUUGCUGAGGAUAUGUUCGAGAAGUUGGAGAGAAUGCUUAGUGAGUAUGAAGUCGUUAUCAAUCGAUGGCCUCAAUACACACUAAUUUUGGAAAAUGCUGCUGCAAAUGUGGAAAGGGCGAUAAUUAAAGCGAUGGAGAGGCAAUACCACGACAUUUUAACCCCUCUCCGCGAUAGCAUACCAAAGAGGCUCGGUAUGCAGGUCCAGAAAUUGGCGAGGAGGCAAUCAACGGCUCACUACGCCAUUCCUAGCCAGCUUGGAAUAUUUCUGAACACGAUCAAGAGAAUUUUGGACGUUCUACAUUGUAGGAUCGAGGACAAACUGAAGUCAUGGGCUUCCUAUCUGCCCGCGAAUGGAGACAGUAAAACUAGCUUUGGAGAGCAGAUGAACACUAUAACUGUUCUUCUGCGAACCAAAUAUAAGAACUACAUCCAAGCCAUCGUGGUCAAGCUUGCUGGCAACAUGCAAGCGAACAAGAGCACCCGGCUUCAGAGGAUCUUGGAAGAAACAAAGGAAGCUGACGGGGAAGCUCAGAUUCGGGAGAGGAUGCAACUUCUGUGCACACAGCUCACUGAUUGCAUCUCCAAGCUGCACGAAACUUUUACAAGCCAAAUAUUCGUUGCAAUCACCCGCGCUUCCUGGGACAAAAUGGGACAAAUUGUGUUGAAGUUCCUGGAAGGCAGGAAGGAAAACCGGGUAUGGUAUACCGGAUCAUAUCACGCCCUCGGGAUUGUGGAUGAUACAUAUGCAUCUCAGAUGCAGAGAUUGCUGGGAAAUGCGUUGCACGAGAAAGAUUUGGAGGCUCCUCGUUCCAUUACAGAAGCUCGGUCGAUUUUGUCAAGAGACACAACAAACAGAAUCGACUCUUCCUCUUAUAUAUACUUCUAGAGGCUGCAAAUAUAUAUACAUAUACGUGUAAUUUUUUGUAAAAUCAUUCUUUCAGAGCUGUGUAAUAAUAUGAUGAUACUACUCAUUUUAACAUUUUGUAUACAUUUCAAUUCAUUUUUUGAUUUA